Messenger RNA from Bicyclus anynana (squinting bush brown), 2270 nucleotides. Its product is annotated as ATPase WRNIP1-like. Gene Ontology annotation, biological process: DNA-templated DNA replication; regulation of DNA repair; DNA repair. Lineage: Eukaryota; Metazoa; Arthropoda; Insecta; Lepidoptera; Nymphalidae. The coding region runs from base 351 to 1946 and encodes 531 amino acids. Gene Ontology annotation, molecular function: ATP binding; single-stranded DNA helicase activity; DNA binding. The transcript has 8 exons. Gene Ontology annotation, cellular component: nucleus. The record is from RefSeq and is a predicted model, not a curated record.
GACUCAAAGGCCAUAAAAUAAAUUAAAAAAAAAAAUACGUUUACGUCUAAAAAGAAUUUUUCUCUGUUUGAUUUGUUUUGAUUUGAAAAUUUGAAAUUGGAUGCCGGAUUGAAAUUGGGUUGAAAUUAGACAAAAUACUUUUAAACCUUUUAAAUAACAUUCUAUUUCAUAGAAAAUAUUUUCAUUAAAAGUGACCUAAUUUUACUGUGUUUAUCGCAUUAAAAUUUUUAAUGUAUGUAUGUUUUAGUUUUACUUCUGUUGUGUUACUGUUCAACAUUUAAAGUUUUUGUUGUUAUUGUUAAUUUUGUAGUGUAAUUUUCAAGAUAAAAUUUUACAUUUGCUAAUGUGUCAUGAGUACCGAAAAUAAGGAUUCAAACAGUAAAGUUAUAUGCCCAGUAUGUAACAGAGAAUAUGAGAAAGAGAUAAUCGAAAAACAUGUAGACAAGUGUAUAUUUUUAAAUAGUUUUAAGGGCGAUAACUUGUUUAAAAGAAAUAGUUCACAACUUGAAGAACACGGUUCCCAAAACAAAAGGAUCAAGAUUGAUGUUAGUCCAGUUAGUAGUACAUCAUUGGAAAAGAGUGGAUUCCCUCAAAGCAAACCCAAGGCUAUUUACAAAGAAUCUUCAAAAUCAAUGACUCGUGAAGACUGUAAAGAAUCUUCCCACAAUAAAGAUUGUAAAAAUGUUCCCCUGGCUGAGUCAAUGAGACCAGUAUUUCUAGAAGACAUUGUCGGACAGGUGGAAUCUUUUGGUGCUGGCUCCAUGUUGUACUCUAUGCUUUCAAAGAAAAAAGUACCAAAUAUGAUACUUUGGGGCCCUCCUGGAUGUGGAAAGACAUCUGUGGCCAACAUUAUUGCCAACAUUUGUAAAGAACAGCCCAACAUGAGGUUUGUGAAACUGUCCGCCACAAUGUGUGGUGUGAAUGAUGUCAAGGAAGUAGUGAAAGUUGCUAACAAUGAAAUGAAGUUUAAAAGACAUACUGUUUUAUUCAUGGAUGAAAUACAUAGGUUCAAUAAAUUACAACAAGACAGUUUUUUGCUUCAUGUCGAAAAUGGCACGAUAACUCUGGUGGGCGCAACUACUGAGAACCCUUCGUUUAGCUUAAACAAUGCUCUUCUGAGUCGCUGCAGAGUUGUGGUGCUGAGCAAACUGUCGGUGCACGAAGUGAUGAUGAUAUUAGAGAGAGCUGUUGUCAGGAAAGAGCUAGCUGUGGUGGUUGACAGCAUAAGUGAUAAGCCUGACUCUGAGCAUGAACAAAAGUGCACGAUAGAGCGACAGUCGCUGCAGUGGCUGGCGGAGGUGUGCGACGGGGACGCGCGCGUGGCGCUCGGCGCGCUGGAGCUGGCGCUGGGCGCGGCGCCCGACCGACGCCCGCGGCUCAUCCCACUGGAGGAGCUGAAGAACGGGAUCAAGCGGUCGCACAUGCUGUACGACAAACAAGGCGAGGAGCACUACAAUGUGGUGUCGGCCAUCCACAAGUCGAUACGCGCCAGCGACGACAACGCCGCGCUGUACUGGACCACGCGCGCGCUGCACGGGGGAGAGGACCCCAUGUUCGUGGCGAGGAGGCUCGUCAGAGCGGCCGCGGAGGAUAUCGGGCUGGGUGACCCGAGCGCGCUGGUGGAGGCGGUGGCGUGCAUGCAGGGCUGCCAGCUCAUCGGCAUGCCGGAGUGCGACGUGCUGCUGGCGCAGUGCGCCGUGCGCCUGGCGCGCGCCGACAAGAGCACGGAGGUGUACCGCGCCAUGCGCAGCGCGCAGCGGACGCUGGCGGAGAGCCGUGGCCCGCUGCCGCCCGUGCCGCUGCAUCUGCGCAACGCGCCAACUGGUCUUAUGAAGGAUUUGGGGUACGGCAAAGGUUACAACACCAAACAUCGAGAAGCGUCAGGUCUCACGUACAUGCCAGAGGGACUGGAGCAUGUGACAUUUUUGGACGACACCAACAACUAGUGUUCCAGAAAUGUACCAUCAUACCUACUAGUAUAUCAGGAAAGUUGGAGAUUCGCCUUCUUAUUUUCCUGUACCUCCUGUUGUGAUUUUAUCGUAAAUGUUUUAAUUGUAAGUAUAUUUUAACCAGAUUAAAUUCUGGAAUCCAAAUGUUUCGUUUUUCUGUGCCAUGUAUAGAUUUUAGUACCUUUUAAACAUCCGCCUUGUUAAAAUGUGAUAAAAAACUUGUAAAGAGCAUAGCUUAAGAGAAAAAGAAAAAAAAUCAGUGAACCUAUCUUCUGUUAAGUUGUAAGUUUAAAGUUUCUAAAUAAAAAUAUAAAAGCUCUA